Messenger RNA from Amphimedon queenslandica, 997 nucleotides. RefSeq names its product tRNA (cytosine(34)-C(5))-methyltransferase-like. NCBI's taxonomy places the organism in Eukaryota, Metazoa, Porifera, Demospongiae, Haplosclerida, Niphatidae. The record is from RefSeq and is a predicted model, not a curated record. The coding region runs from base 143 to 679 and encodes 178 amino acids. Gene Ontology annotation, biological process: RNA methylation. The transcript is spliced from 5 exons. Gene Ontology annotation, molecular function: RNA methyltransferase activity.
AUUGAACAGUCCCUGUCUUAUAAUCACUAAUAAUGAUGCUACCCAAUUCCCAGUACUCUACUAUAACAAUGUUGAUGGUAAACGUGUUCCAUUACAGUAUGACAGAGUACUCUGUGAUGUCCCCUGUAGUGGUGAUGGUACUAUGAGAAAGAAUCCAACAAUAUGGAGAUCAUGGAAUUCUAGUACACCAUUAUCACUACACAGAUUACAAUUAAGACUGCUGAUGAGGGGUCUGGAAUUAUUGAAGCCAGGGGGCAGACUGGUCUAUUCAACGUGUUCAAUGAAUCCAAUAGAAGAUGAAGCAGUUAUUGCUGGAGCAUUGAAGUUUUGUAAUGGAUCAGUGGAACUGGUGGACACUUCUUCACUGUUACCUGGUCUGAAAAGGACCAAUGGAGUUAAUACAUGGAAGGUCUUAACAAAGAAUGGGGAAUGGAUUUCAUCAUAUAAAGAGACUCCGUCUAAUUUACUACACACAGUCCAUUCAUCAAUGUUCCCUCCUACUGCACUAGAGGCUGACACAUAUCAGUUGAACCGAUGGUACUUUAUAUUAUUGCAUAAUUUACAUACAUGUACCGGUACAUGUAUGUACAUGUAUGUAUGUACAUGUACAUGUAUAUUAGAUUCUCGCAUUCAAUAUAUGCACUAUCAUACACAGAUACAUGUAUGUUAUAAUUUAUAAACAAGUACAGUAUUAGUACAUGCACACACGCACACGCGCACACACACACACACACACAAGCAUCACAUCAAUAAUAAUAGUAAUAGUACUACUGUUCAUUCACAUAAUAAUUAUUAGUACUUAUGUCUCAUGCAUGCCUCUACCACACAAUCACAUUUUCGCACCUUGUUAACACUAUACUAUUACACAAUAUGUACUGACACAGGCUUGCCUGAAUAGAACAUUCUAGAACAUCAUUCUCUAAUAUAAGCACACACUCUCUUGCUCUCUCUCCCUCUUUUGAUUUUUUGCUAUUGUCGAAUGUUGAUUCAAUAUCUU